Molecule: messenger RNA, 2811 nt
Organism: Hemiscyllium ocellatum (epaulette shark)
Lineage: Eukaryota; Metazoa; Chordata; Chondrichthyes; Orectolobiformes; Hemiscylliidae
Gene: nrros
Product: negative regulator of reactive oxygen species
Exons: 3
Coding region: 284-2335 (683 amino acids)
Cellular component (GO): extracellular matrix
Molecular function (GO): protein binding
Source: RefSeq, a predicted model, not a curated record
GUGCAAGAGCACAGUGGAAUAUGCUGGUCAAAAAUUAAAACCUCGUAACCAUUGCCCACAGGGAGGAGGUACACACACACCACAUUAUAGAGGCACGGAAACAGAAACUGUCUGCACAGACACCCCCGUGUGCAACGUGAGAGACGGACGUGGGAUACAGUUCUUCGGGAUGGUGCUGGAGGGGGACCAGGGUCCAUUGAAGAAGGGUCUUCUGUGAGGCGGCCUGUGCUUUGCUAGUCGGGCAGGCUCAGCUCCCGGGAGGCAGAAAGAGGAAGGUGUGAAAAUGGAGCUCAGAUUCUGUUCGAUGUCACUCACCCUCACAGCUCUCAUGAUGCUUGCUGGAGCGAGUUUGGUGAGGUGUCUGGGGAACUGCACCAUGGUUGACAUGGUGGCAUUUUGUGUGACACGCAGGUUGAAUUGUGUGCCAGUGGAUCUGCCCUUAACAACUGAAGCACUCUUUCUCAAUGGAAAUGAAAUUAAAGCAAUCCAAAACCAGUCACUGUCUACGUACAGGUGGCUGCACACACUGGACUUGAGCGGGAACCAACUUGAACUCAUUGAACCUGCAGCCUUUUCCUACAAUAAGAACCUACAAGAUUUGAAUCUAAUGAACAACAGGAUUGAUAUAAACUAUACAAGAACCCGACUGGCACUAAGGUCCCUCUCAGCGUUAACGAGACUGGAUUUAUCUGGGAAUAGACUCAGUGAAGUCAUAGUGAGCUACAUUGUACAAAAUCUGACCACACUGGAAUAUCUAUCUCUGGCCAGGAAUUUCAUCAUGAGAUUGGAACCUAGCACAUUAGAGGGCCUUGCCCAGCUUCAGGAAUUAAACUUGGAGAACAAUUAUAUCUACGAAAUUGAAAGUGGGACAUUUGAGGGUUUGAAAAGGCUAACCAGGUUGAACCUUGCCCACAAUCACAUCUCGUGCAUUGUAGAUUUCAACUUGUACCAAGUGCAAACAUUAAAUAUCAGUCACAAUGUCAUGGAACUGUUUUUAGCCCGAGAGACCGAGACUGAAUUCCAGCUGGAAACUCUGGACCUUUCCAAUAACAAACUGCUGUUUUUCCCGCUCUUACCCAAACACAACAAGCUCAAAUUGCUGUUGCUGGCAGACAAUGAGAUGAAUUUUUACAACGACCUGAUGAACGACUCAGCUUCCGAGGUCCAAUUUGUACAAAUUGUCGGAAAUGUGACCAACGUUACUUCCGUAAAUCUAUGGGAUGAGGUGAUUUCCGUAAAUUUGCCUGAACUGCAGUUGCUGGAUAUGAGCCGGAAUUCAUUUCGAUAUCUCCCUCCUGGAUUCCUCCGGGGAAUAACAUCGCUGUCAGCUCUGCUACUCGACCAGAACUGUUUAAGGACCUUCUCGCUGACAGAGCAGGACUCUCUCCGUUUUCUUCAGGCGAUCGAUCUCAGUCACAACCAAUUGUCCCAUUUGAAUUUCAAUAUUAGCAGGCUGGAGAACCUAAACUAUUUUAAUCUUAGCUUCAAUCAUUUAGAAUCGGUGCCUUCAGAUCUUUUUACGAAGAUGCCUCGGAUUACAACAAUAGACCUCAGUCACAACAGGGUCUCUGUUUGUGACCAUCCUUUAGGAAAUAGGAGAAGGUCUUUGAGCAGAGGUUGUGUUGCAUUGGCACAGAUCAAAUCGUUGCGACAACUUUAUCUCUCCAACUGUGACUUGGUCACACUACCUCCCAAUGCUUUUGUUGCUUCGCCCUUAACCCAUCUGGAUUUAUCAUCCAAUAUUGGAAUCCGACUGGAAGCGAGCAUGUUUCAUGCCGUGGCCAAGUCAUUGCAAUCCUUAUCUCUGAGGAACAAUGGGUUAGAUUCUGGCCAGAUAGGUUCUGGGUUGCAAGUGACUCUUGGCAACCUAAAGACUUUGGACUUGUCUGAAAAUUCCAUGACAAGCCUACAUCCUGUACUCAAAAACCUUCGCCUAAGAUCGCUGGACUUACGGAAGAACAGGCUGUCUGUGCUUCAGCCAGACGUUCUGUACGGCCUGUUGCAAAGCCUUCGAACUUUGUACCUGAGCGGCAAUGCCUUUGACUGCUGCCGGUUGCAAUGGUGGAGCUUCCUCGCCAAUGCCGAGUCACUGACCAUCCGCGAUAGAUCUGCGAUCACUUGCAACACGUCUUUCAAACUGGAGCCCAUCGAUAGGAUUUCCCAGUCGACCAAAGCUAACUGCAAAUUUGAUAACACUGUUUUAAAAUAUUUCUUGCUGUUGCUGCCGACAAUUCUGUGUAUCCUCAGUGUUUGUGUGAUGGUUCUAUUCUCUUUGAGUUCCAAGUUGUUGCCCAAGUAUGUGAAAGCCAAAUGCAGAUCAGGGGCUCAGUAUUAGCCUGUGCCAGCUCGAGGAGCCCAUUGCGGACACUGGGAACGCGCUGUGAAACUACGGGCAUGCGGCUAACGUGGGGAGAGGUGCCUACUGCCUCCCCAGGUGCAGCCAUGCCAGAAUGGGCACCUCCUGCAGAUUUGACAAUGGUCACGCCAUGGUGUGUGAAUACUGGGCACAAAUGGAGGCACUAAAAAAAAUUGGAAAGGGUGGGUAUAAGGGCACGGGGUCCUAUGUCACACCCAUUGGCCAGACUUCCUGACCACAAAAGGGGUAGGAGCUGACUGUGAACACUGCGUUUUACCACUGAUGAAAUUGUUUCUUGAACUUGCACAAAAAAAAACCUUCCAUAAUAUUUAUGGUGUAAUUAUUAAGCUACAUGUACAGAAUAGGUAGGUGCCCAGGUGUGUGGGCCCGAAGUAUUGUUGGAGAAGGAAAAUAGAACCCAAUAUGCAUUAAACUUUGAAACUUUUUUAUGUAAA